UAUUUCAACACAUUCAAAUCUAACCCGCCAAAACCAAACAUAUAAACCGUCAUCACCCUUAUUCGAUCAUCAAAUUCUACAUGUACAGAAAAUCCAUGUUAUCUUCCACAUACGUAAAAGCCUCCAAGAAAACGCUCUUCCUCUUAGAUAAAUGCCGUACCAUAUCCCAAAUCAAACAAAUCCAAACCCAUCUCACCGUCUCGGGCACUCUUAAAGACCCAUAUGCCGCUGCUAAAAUUAUCUCCUUUUGUGCUCUCUCUAGUAAUCAAUUCAGUCUCUCUCACGCUUACCGUCUCUUUCUUGGUCUUCGUCAUCGAUCCACCUUCAUUUGGAACACUGUUAUUAGAGCUUUCGCCGAGAAAAAUGAACCGAGGAAGGCUAUUAUGUUAUUCAAGAACAUGCUUUAUAGUAAUUUCUUGCCGAACAACUACACUUACUCUUUUCUCUUUAAAGCUUGCACUGAUUUAAAUAAUUUGUACUUGGGUUUAGCUUGCCAUUGUCAAUCUAUUAAAUUGGGCUGGGAGUUUUAUGACUUUGUUCAGAACGGGUUGGUUCAUAUGUUUGCAAUUUUUGGCUGCAUGGAUUCAGCUCGAAAGUUGUUUGAUUUGAGUUCUAAUCGAGAUGUGAUUACUUGGACUGCUUUGAUUAACGGGUACGUGAGAGCUGGUCAAGUUCUGAUUGGACGGGAACUGUUCGAUAAAAUGCCUGAGAGGAAUUCGGUUUCUUGGAGUGCUAUGAUUACUGGCUAUGUACGAGUUGGGUUUUUUGAAGAAGCGCUUGAGCUUUUUAAUGCUAUGUUGAUAUCUGGGUUUUGGCCGAAUCAUGCUGGAAUUGUCUGUGCUAUUAAUGCUUGUGCUUCUCUUGGUGCUCUAGAUCAAGGAAGGUGGAUACAUUGUUAUAUUAAGAGAAAUAGAAUGGACUUGGAUAGAGUGAUGGGUGCUGCUCUUAUUGACAUGUAUGCUAAGUGUGGAUGUAUUGAGAUAGCUUGUUCUAUAUUUGGUGAAUUGAGAAAUAGAGAUGUUCAUGUUUAUACUUGUUUGAUAUCAGGUUUAGCAAAUCAUGGGCAGAGUGCAACUGCUGUUGAGCUCUUUGAAAGGAUGCAUAGUGAAGGAGUUGUACCAAAUGAGGUUACAUUUGUAAGUGUUUUAAAUGCUUGUAGCCGAAUGGGGCUGGUGGAUAAAGGGUUGAGAAUAUUUGAGAACAUGAGUAAGAUUUAUGGGGUUGAGCCACAAGUUCAGCACUAUGGUUGUCUAGUUGAUCUCUUGGGAAGAGCUGGAAAGCUAGAGGAGGCAAAGAAAUUGGUUAAAGAGAUGCCUAUGAAGCCGGAUUCAUAUGUCUUGGGUGCAUUGCUAAAUGCAAGUAGGGUUUAUGGUGAUGUUGAGUUGGGUGAAGAGACAGUUGAGAGCUUAGCUCAACUGAGUCUUGACCAUAGUGGUGUACAUGUUGUUCUUUCAAACAUGUAUGCCUCUGCUAACAAAUGGGAUGAGGUAGCUAGGGUAAGAAGGGGAAUGGGAGAUAAAAAGGUGAGAAAAGUGCCAGGUUGUAGUUUGAUUAAAGUGGAUGGAGGGUAAAACAUGUCUUGUCUUGGGAUACCUCUUGCUGACACACUUUUGAACAGGAUGAUAUUUUGGUUUAACAUACAAGUUGGAAGCAAAAGUGAUAUAUUAUUGGGCCCAUAUCAACGUUAACUUCCAAAACUACCCUUCACUACUAGUAUUAAACAAAGGCAAAAAUCCAUUAUUAAACCCCUAAAAUUUUCUCUUUUAUUUUAUUGAGCUCUUAAAAUUUUAAUUUAUUUUUUUGAGCCAUUACAAUUUUAUUUUUAAUUUUUAUUAAAUACUUCUUAUACACAUUUCAUGUGACUUUUGUUUGUUGUAUUGAGUUCUUAUAUUUUACUUUUUGCUUUGAUUAAGAACUAUUAA
Messenger RNA from Ricinus communis (castor bean), 1922 nucleotides. Its product is annotated as pentatricopeptide repeat-containing protein At5g66520. The record is from RefSeq and is a predicted model, not a curated record. The coding region runs from base 81 to 1571 and encodes 496 amino acids. The transcript has a single exon. Gene Ontology annotation, molecular function: protein binding; RNA binding. Gene Ontology annotation, biological process: RNA modification. Lineage: Eukaryota; Viridiplantae; Streptophyta; Magnoliopsida; Malpighiales; Euphorbiaceae.